AUGUACAGAGAAGAAAAGCCUUUCACAUGUACAGAGUUUGGGAAAAGUUUUACACAAAUUCAUUUUCUGAAAACUCAUGAAUGGAUUCACACAGGAGAAAAGCCUUUCACAUGUACAGAGUGUGGGAAAGGUUUUACAAAAAAGAGUAAUCUGAAAAAGCAUGAAAGGAUUCACACAGGGGAAAAGCCAUUCACAUGUACAGAGUGUGGAAAAAGUUUUACAGAAAAGAGUAAUCUGAAAACUCAUGAAAGGAAUCACACAGGAGAAAAGCCUUUCACAUGCACAGAGUGUGGAAAAAGUUUUACAGAAAAGAGUAAUCUGAAAAAGCAUGAAAUGAAUCACACAGGAGAAAAGCCUUUCACAUGUACAGAGUGUGGAAAAAGUUUUAUAGAAAAGCGUAGCCUGAAAACUCAUGAAAGGAGUCACAAGGGAAGAAACCUUUAACAUGUUUAGAAAGUAGGGUUGCUAUCUUUUGCCCAGCCGA
Messenger RNA from Bombina bombina (fire-bellied toad), 484 nucleotides. RefSeq names its product gastrula zinc finger protein XlCGF7.1-like. Gene Ontology annotation, cellular component: nucleus. Gene Ontology annotation, molecular function: DNA-binding transcription factor activity, RNA polymerase II-specific; RNA polymerase II cis-regulatory region sequence-specific DNA binding. The transcript is spliced from 2 exons. Gene Ontology annotation, biological process: regulation of transcription by RNA polymerase II. Lineage: Eukaryota; Metazoa; Chordata; Amphibia; Anura; Bombinatoridae. The record is from RefSeq and is a predicted model, not a curated record. Bases 1 to 444 code for a protein of 147 amino acids.